AUGUCGCUUGAUGCAAUGGAUGAUGUCAUGAUCCAGUAUGCCCGUUAUUACAUUUUAUAUUUGUUGGGCGGCGUGUUGCUACCGAACAAGGCCAACAACACAGUCCAUGUUCUCUACCUACCUUUGCUUGCCGAUUUUGAUGCCAUCAGCACUUAUAGUUGGGGGAGCACAUGUCUUUGUUGGCUAUAUCGAGCCAUGUGCUUGACAACAGAUUACACCGUCGAAGGUAUGGCUGGCUGCCAUACGUUGUUAAUGUCAUGGAUUUAUUACAAGCUAUCGUUCUGGGCACCAGAUGUUACGACGCCGCAUACCUUUCCGUUAGCUACAAGGUGGGCAGGAAAGAAGGGACACAAUGACUAUGCUGAGCAAGGCCUUCUUAGAAAUCGUCUAAGGUUGGACAAUUUGCAGGUGGACGAGUUUAAUUGGAUGCCGCACAUGGAUCCUCAUAUUCUGUCAAGAGUUUUCGCUGAAUUUCUCGGCCAUUCUCAUGGAGACUUCUACCACCCGGUUGUACCUCUAAUAUUAUUCCGGUGGAUUGAGAUUCUCAAUAUCAACAGGGUAUUGCGUCAAUUUGGGGGAAGACAAGGACCACCAAGCCUUUCGCUGAAUAUGAACACAUUCCAUCGACAGUCAGCCCGAAAUGAUGAUGGGUGGUGGCCCAUCCGCCUGUUAACUUGGUUUAAGAUAUGGGUUAGCCGUCAAACUGAGGCAUAUCGCCUGCACAUUAAUCGGGCCAACACCUUGCGUCCCGGUCAGGAUUACUAUAGAUGGUAA
Molecule: messenger RNA, 774 nt
Organism: Arachis stenosperma
Lineage: Eukaryota; Viridiplantae; Streptophyta; Magnoliopsida; Fabales; Fabaceae
Product: protein MAIN-LIKE 1-like
Exons: 3
Coding region: 1-774 (257 amino acids)
Source: RefSeq, a predicted model, not a curated record